Molecule: messenger RNA, 811 nt
Organism: Hyposmocoma kahamanoa
Lineage: Eukaryota; Metazoa; Arthropoda; Insecta; Lepidoptera; Cosmopterigidae
Product: stress protein DDR48-like
Exons: 7
Coding region: 23-658 (211 amino acids)
Source: RefSeq, a predicted model, not a curated record
AAUAGUUGGAUUAAUUUAUAAAAUGAAAUCGUUCAUUGUAUUGUGCUGCUUUGUUUCUUUGGUUUACUGCAAGUCUUUAAUAGCGCGUCCUCGCUUCCACAAUGGACAAACGCGAUGUGCCAACUUGUGGGACGAAGGUUGCAACAACGGACAACUCCCUGGAGCCGGAAAUGAUGAUAGCUACUUAGGCGGCGGCUUCAACCCUGGCAAGCGCUGUGUCAACUUGUGGGACGAAGGUUGCAACAACGGACAACUCCCUGGAGCCGGAAAUGAUGAUAGCUUCUUAGGCGGCGGCUUCAACCCUGGCAAGCGCUGUGUCAACUUGUGGGACGAAGGUUGCAACAAUGGACAACUCCCUGGAGCCGGAAAUGAUGAUAGCUACUUAGGCGGCGGCUUCAACCCUGGCAAGCGCUGUGUCAACUUGUGGGACGAAGGUUGCAACAACGGACAACUCCCUGGAGCUGGAAAUGACGACGACUACCUAGGUGGUAACUUUAAUCCUGGCAAGCGCUGUGUCAACUUGUGGGACGAUGGAUGCACCAAUGAUCAAAUCGGUGGAUCUGGUAAAGACGACGACUUCUUAACUGGAGGAGGAUUCAACCCUGGCAAACGAUCUCUACAAUCUCUCAUAGCAAAAUUGCAGAAGGCUCACAACUAGUUUGAAGACUACCGAAUGCGCUAUUCUCUCCUUCUAUGUUAUUCUGUCAAAUCGGAAAUAACAAGGACAGAAGAUACUUACGCUUUUAACGCAUUUUGCAAGUGUACCAUGUACCCGUCAGCAACCUAGUCUCAUUCAUGCUUUUUUCUUUUC